CCCUUCAAUGAAGAUCUGUUCACUAAAACAGACUCAUCUGAUGGAUUUGCUUCAGACCCUUUCAGAGGCAGCAACCCUUUUGCAGCAGAUGUUUUGUUUCCAGAGGCAGACAUGGAGCCAGCUGGACAUGUUGGUGAGGAUGAAGACAUCAGUCUGUCCUGUGCUGAAAACAAAGCUUCGACAGGAACUCAGUGCUUUGAGACAGAGUUCCCAGAUGAAGACAGUGACAUAGAGAUCAGUUAUAGUAGAGAAGACUUGGACACCAUUGAUGAUGGACAUGAGUCCUGCGGAUUUAAACCCAUACAGAGUUCAUCAGAAGAGCUCAUGCCUGAGCUGAAUCACCAAUGGAGUUCUCAGGGGCAGCAUUCUGUAGAGUCAGACCCGAAUGGUUAUGAGCUUGACCUGUGUCCUGUGUCCCCUCCUUCUGACAUAGAGGAACACAGCAUUGGGUCUCUGGCAGAUGAAGCUACUACUGAAGGAAAGGAACAAGGUUUGAGUUCUGGCCCUGCUCCAGUUUUGCAUCAGCCCAGUGAACAUUUACAGCUGGAAUUCGAUUGGACAGACGCCAUAAAUCAAACUCUGCCCAGUGACUCAAGCUCCAGUGAAACAACAAAAACAAAGAAUAACAUCAAAAUGAAGCUUCAAAACCCCACGACACCUCAGAACUCACUCGAUUCUCAGAACCUUGUUCAGCCUGACUUGGACAAAAACAACUAUGAGUUAGACCAUAAAUCAAGCAGCCAGCCUUCCUUUGACCCUUAUGGGUUCAAACUCAGUCCAGAGCAUUCUCACCUCUCCUUUCUAGACCCUGAUGAAGUUGAAUUUAGCCCAAAAUCAAUUGAAAAUGUUAUGAGCUUUGAUCCCGAAGCCUCAUCUUCUCCAUCACAUAAACUGAACUUUGAUCCUUAUGGGUUUGACAUCACUGCCUCUCAGAUGGUACGUCACUCUGAUCCUUAUGGCUUUAAACUUAGUCCUGAGGACGAGAACCAGGAGGUACUGGACCUUUGUGGUCACGAUAACCUGGGAGAAAUGGGACUUUGCACCUAUGAAAAUAAUGAGCAAAUAGAUAACUUUAACUUUGCCAAGCAGGAAGUAUUAAAGCCUCACACUUGUGAAAACCAAGAAGUGUUUGAACCUUGUGACCAAAAUUUCCAACAACUGCCAUAUUAUAGAAAUCAAGAUAUCAUGGAGCCAUCUAACCACAAAAACAUGAAACUGGCUUUUGAUGAAAACCAGAAAGUCCCAAAUUUUAGAUGGCAUGAAAACCAAGAAGUGGUGGAGCCCUGUUCCAAUGUGAACCAAGAGAAAUUACUUGAAGUUUGUAGCUAUGAUAACCAAGAAGUCCUGGAAACGUGUGACCAUCUUAAUCAGGAAUUGUUGGCUGUCUCCCAUCCUGAAAACCAAGAAGUGCUCGGCUUAGAUCCAUACGAAAACCAAGAGCUUUUGAGUUUUGGCAACAAAGAAAAUUUGGAUCUGUUUGAAUCAGAAAACCAAGAGUACGAGGAUGUUCAGGACCUCAGUAGCAAUAAAAAUCAGGAGCUGCUAGAUGUAGACAUGCCUGACAACCAGGAGUCCCUAGACUUGAUCAAUGAGGAAAACCUCCCCGAAGGUAACAACAACCAAUGUAUUGUUGAAGCAGAAGCCAAUUUAAGCUCUACUAGCAACAGUUCCGAGAGUGAUUUGGGAUCAGAAAAUCUAGUGGGAUUGGAACUCAGCAAUACGAACACAUGUUUUGCCAACACCACAAACAAUGUUACCACUGACACACUUAAAACCUUUGGCAAAAUGUCAGCUAACCAGGGCUGGAGUAUGUCCAACAAUCCAAACAGUCAGAGUCUUUUAGAAGGUGAUCUGGGAUCAGUCUUUGGUGCUGGAGGUUACAUUGGCUGCCCUGAUGUUGCUGAUGACCUUGAGCCCCUGAAGAGAAGACAGGAAAGCACACGACCUGAGACAGCACCUCCAGUCAGACCUCCUCGACCAUCUCUUAGGGCCAAGAAGAAGGUUUCGUCUGAAGGAAUCGACCUGAAGUGAUCUCGUAAAGGAAGUCACCAUGUUUGGAGUAAUUCAUGACGAUAAAGGCAACAAAGCAUAGUGAAAAGUGAGAAAUUAAAAUAAAAGAACUGAUUAAAUUAAUAUAAAACAGAAUAAUCAGACAAGAGGAGGAGAUUUUCUGUUACUUGUGACAGAAAAAGAUAAAAGCGAGCUUUAACACCUUACAAAAGAAAUCCCUCUUUUUUAUUUAGUUAAUUGUGUAUUGUCAGAAUCUGAAAAAUGAAUAGCAUGCUCUUAGAGAAAUCUAAGAUAAAUCAAAUUGUAUAUUUUUUACCCCAGUGGACCUAUGUCAGUCUUAAGCGAACUGAGCUUGUGAUUUUCUUGAGGUUUUGCCUUGAACAAAAGCUCGACAUUAUAACAAAUAUCUUCAAGUUUGUCUAAGAAAGUUAAAUCUGGUCCUCUAGACAUUCAAAAAACAAAACAAAG
Molecule: messenger RNA, 2478 nt
Organism: Nematolebias whitei (Rio pearlfish)
Lineage: Eukaryota; Metazoa; Chordata; Actinopteri; Cyprinodontiformes; Rivulidae
Exons: 4
Coding region: 112-2031 (639 amino acids)
Source: RefSeq, a predicted model, not a curated record